GUCACACCCCUCUCACCUCACGCCACUCUCCACCUCCAUGGCCGGAAGCUCCGUGGGCAGCCUUGCGCCUAUUGCACCAGUAUGGGCGUGCCUCCCGGGCGGAGCAGCUCUUGCCGGUGGGCAGGCGUCGGUCACUGCUGUCGCUGCCGCCACAGGCCACCUUGUGGUGGCUGUCCAUGGCGGACGAAGCGUGGUGGCGGUGACCAACGCUGUCCACUCACCCGAAGCAGGCCAAGCACUUGCUGAUUGGCUAGUCGGGGCAGAGGUGCCAGACGCCCCGCCACCGGCCGGUCCCUGGCUCGUCCACUCGCUCCCAACGCCUGCUGUCGCUGUCUUUCUCGCCCCGGAUGCAAAGGGCCUCCUGCACCUGGUGGUUAUCGAAGCUGCACCGGAUGCUGUCUCGGUCUGGACCAAGCCAAGCGAUGCCCCGUGUGAUGGCACCUCACCCUGGCUGCCCUACGCUCGCUGUGAUGUUCCCCGCCUUGGCUCCGUCGCUGCCUCGGCCUACGUUCCGGAAGCACGGGUCGUGGUCUGGGCAGACGCUGAUCCGCCGGUACUCUCGAGUGUCACCAGCCGCGGCUCGGACGACGAGUCUGAUGACGAGUCUGCCGCGCCCAAGAACCGGGAUGUUGAUUCGGGCUCACGGAUCUGCGCUCUUGCGCUCCCAGUCCACGCUGAUGCUCCAUGGCCGCCCGUCGUCGAGCUCCGCUCUUCGGUCUGUGGCCUCUCGGCGCUCCUUGGCUCGCGAUCGAACCUGUGGAUGGUAGCCACCGACGAGGAUUGGUCGGUAGCCUACGCCAGUGUGUCUCGCGACCGGCUUGCCGCUGCCGAGCUUGCUCCUUCGAGCCUUGACGGCCCUGUCAUUGCGUCGACCAUUCACACCUCGACCGGCGAGCUUGUUGUCCUUACUUUGAGUGGCCGGCUGUACGUGGUGUCGGCGCCGGACACCCAGUCUUCAAUGCCAAAGCGCGUUGUUCUCCGUGCUCAGCCGCUCGGCUGCCUACAUCAAGUCCCAUCACCGCCCGGCCUGGGCUCAGAUGGCGCACCUUGGGAUCCGUUGCAGGCCAAGGCGCUGGUGGCAACCCGUGAGGUUGUUGGUCUUGUUGCGCCAGCUGCCCUCGGCAUCUACCAUGUUGCCCACGGCAGCCUGUUGGGCAAGAUCGCGUAUCCCAGUGGGGUGAGCCUUGCCGACUUGCGCGGGACUCUUGUCGUUGUGCCGUCGGUCGCCGAUGGCCGGCGUCUUGGGCCGGGUGACGUGGGCGUCUGGGGCUCGGGUGGCAUGUUUCUCCUCCGCCUGUCCAACGUCAGCACGCGCGCUGCUCGGCUUGUCGAGCCGUCGGUGACGUCGCACCUCCUCCGCGACGCCGCGCGCCUGUGCGAGGCAUGGUCGCUGCCGCGGCAUACUGCAAAGUACUUGCUCGACGCCGGGUUUGAAGCCCAGGCUGCGCUCGAGACCGCGCCGCGCGGCGAGGGUGCUUCUACCCAGGCUGAGCUUCUGGCCGAUGUCGCGGCCGCCGUCCUCGACUUUGUGCAGAAUCCUGCGCUCAUGCUGGCACUGUUGCCCGGAGCGCUGGCCGGCGCAACCGCUGAUGCUGCUGUUGCGGAUGCUGUCGACGAUGCCCGUCUCAGUUUCCACACCUUUACUCCGCUCAAUCGCGUGCUCAAGGCCGAGUUCGUGGCUUAUCUCGAGGCGCGGACCAAGGCUUGCAGGUACAGUGAGCCAGCAAGCCGACAGCUGCCGGACGCACUUGGCCCACACAUGCCCAACCGUCCUGUACCGCAUGCUCGGCUCGUGGAGAUGCCACUCUCGAUCCUGGCUGCAUGGAUCCGGGCUGCGCCCGGGCCAGUUCUCGACGCCCUGCUUCCUGCCGCGCUGGCGAGUGGCCGGCUCGUGCCGCACCUGCGCUGCGAGAAAGAGACGUCGGCCGCUGUAUCGGCGUACUCGUCGCUGCUGCAAGCCCACGCCUCGCCCGUCAAGGGUGGCGAAGCCCGCCCGUUUGCCGACACUCAUCCCGGCCUUGCGCUCCAUUCAGGGGACGAUUGUGAGGCGAGCCUUUUCGAGCUUGUGGUCCUCGCCCUCUUUCUUCACCGCCCAUCAGCAGUUGUCGGUGCGGUGCGGUCGCUGGCGCUGGCGCCAGAGCCGCGGCAGUGCGCUGCCUACCUCGCCGCCGCGCAGCUUGGCCACGCGCUAGGCGCCAUUGCUGCAGCCGAUCAGGAUGUGGCGUCGGCUGUCGCCGAGCUGUAUGCACUCGCGCUUGAAGUGCCGCAGGCUGUCCAGGUCUACGUCGCUCGCGCCGACUUUGACGCCGCCUUUGUGCUCGUCGAGGACGCGCUCGGUGGUGCUGAGCUGGCGCCUGGCGUUCCGAGCGAGGAAGCGCUGUUCUCCAGCUUGGCCAUCGCAGUCCUGGCUUCGACCACAGCCCAGCAGUGGCUCCCACGGCUCUGGCGCCUUGUUCCGUCGUCGAUGACCGCCGUCGAUCUCCUCGCCGUCAUCGAGACUGCCCUCCGCGCCCCGACCUGUGCCCUCACUGUCGCGGACGUUGCCGACGUCCUCCUUGCCCACUCGUGAUGGCUCUCUGUCUCGCAACCUGCAGCAAUAAUACAUGCGCCGAUUCCCC
This is a messenger RNA of Thecamonas trahens ATCC 50062, 2618 nucleotides long. RefSeq lists its product as uncharacterized. NCBI's taxonomy places the organism in Eukaryota, Apusomonadida, Apusomonadidae. The coding region runs from base 38 to 2569 and encodes 843 amino acids. The record is from RefSeq and is a predicted model, not a curated record. The transcript has a single exon.